Messenger RNA from Rasamsonia emersonii CBS 393.64, 3918 nucleotides. RefSeq names its product Cytosolic regulator Pianissimo. Gene Ontology annotation, cellular component: TORC2 complex. The transcript is spliced from 4 exons. Lineage: Eukaryota; Fungi; Ascomycota; Eurotiomycetes; Eurotiales; Trichocomaceae. The record is from RefSeq and is a predicted model, not a curated record. Gene Ontology annotation, biological process: TORC2 signaling. Bases 1 to 3918 code for a protein of 1305 amino acids.
AUGGCGUCUGGGUCUAAUUCUGGGACCUCGGCAACACCGACUCAGCACCGUGCUUUCGGUGAUGGGAAGCCGUUCUCGAGGAGUCAGGAGGAGCAUUCUGGACCGGGGAGCUGGAAUGAUUCUAUAUCUCGAUCAACACGCAAUGGCCGCUCAGCUUCCGGGGGGAGCGCCUCCAUUGGUGCUCGAGGCGCAUCUGCCCAGGGCCCGGGUAGCUUCAGUUCUGAAUUGAAGAGCGUGACCAAUUCCAGGAGUGUAACACCCCGGCCAGAUGCGAUGUACUCCAGGGCAGCAGGGAAUGCUAUUGAUGAGGACGAACUCGUCAGCACCACCGAGCAGCGCCAGGCGGCCAUCCGAGACAAGAUUGCAAAGGAAUUGAAGAUCAGAGAUGGAACCGAGAAUAUGUUGGAGGCUUUGCUGGCCAAAAAUCCAAAGCAAACAAAGGAGCAGAGGCUGAGAGUGGAGUCCGAGUUGAGCUCGUCCAACCGCAAACUGGCAGAGCUCCAUCAUGAGCUGGAAGAAGAAAUACUCCGUGCUCAAGCCCCAUCAACGCCUCCGCGAAGUCGCCUUUCUGCUCUGUUCCGGAACAGUCCUAUGCGAUCUGCAUCGCGUGCAACUAAUUCUGUUGACGGUGAUCUGGAGGAUGGAGACGGUGAAACAGAGUCGCCAACCUACGUCCUUGCGGAAACCCUUCAGGCUCUGGAGGUUGAAGGAAUGGCGCCGGACUACUAUGUCGAACGGGCAAAUAGCUUGGUCGAAUUGUUCAAACGGCAUCCAACGUUAAAGUAUGAUCUGGAGUGGUCUGUUUUCGGCCAACGUGUCCAAAUGAUGCUCUUGAGUGAUAGCAAGGAGGUCGUCGCGGCUGGAUACCGUUUGACCCGCUAUGCUAUCGCCGAUCGAGCUUCCAUUCAGAUCAUCCGGUCACUGCAUACCGAUGAGCUAGUGAUUCUAUCCCUGGUAAAGGAGAGCAAAGCUAGCAUAGAGCGCGAGCAAGCUCUCAAGUUCAUCAGAGCCUUCUUGGAUGUCAAAGAUGGAGUUUAUGAGAUUUCCCGUGCUGUAGUUCGGGCCAUAGUGUCCGUGGCUGAGCAUCAGGAGGAUCGCUUGAAGAACAUAUCCAUCAUGACCCUUGCGGAAAUCUUGGUCAAAGACCCGUCCUUACUUGCCCACGCCGGAGGCAUCGGUGCCUUGCACGACGCUCUGGCGGAGGGGACCUUUGGCGCGUCGGAGAGUUUGAUGAACAGCUUUCUACACAUCAUGGAUUCACCGCACCGACGGAAGUAUUUGCAAGGUGGUCGUGAAUUAGAAGCCGUUCUCACUCCGUUUACCGACUCUUUCUCGGACACAAUCCAAACUGGGCGACUAAAGUGCUCGGCAAAAGCGAUCUCGGCAAUGUUGAAGACAUGGCCAGGACUGCUGAUUCUAGCUAGAAAUAAAGCAAAGCCUCUCCAGUCUCUCCUUGAGUCGCUCAACUAUCCUGAUUCACAAGCACGGGAUCUGAUCUUGGAGCUUCUGUUCGAUGCGCUUCGCAUAAAACCACCGUCAUGGUCGUCGUCUUUUCUCGCUGGCAGGCGGCUUACAACUUACGGUCGCGUUACGAAUCUCCGUUCCGAGUCGGAUACUAAGCAGUUGCGUUUUCUCUCAGAGAACGACAAAAACCGAUUCGACCUGACAGCCCAUUUCUCUGCCCUGGUAUUGGCGACGUUGCUCGAGGCGGGACUAGUCAAGGCUCUCUCCGACCUCAUUGAAGUGGAGUCCAAUAUGUCUCUGAAGCGAAAAGCUACUUUGCUCCUGACAGAAGUACUGAAGCUAGCCCAACAUUCACUUCCCCGGUCUAUCAGCGCCAAUCUUCAGGUGCUUCCAGACUUACUUCCACCGGCCAUCAGGUUUGACGCGGACAACCAUGAAAUCUCUACAUCGACGAUCUAUCAGAUCGAAAGCAUCAAUCGGAUCCUGGCCAGGUCUGGCGGUUUUUCAAAUGCACCAGGUAGAUACUCGGUUGUCGAUGAAGAUAUAUCUGCGUCGUUGUUAUCUGGAGAACCAGCAAGGAACCGACUGAACCCCGCCAUGGAUGAGACACAGUUCAGAAAUCUCGUUCUGGAAACGCACGUGCUGAACACUGUCAAUUACGUCAAGUGGAAAUGGGACUUGAUCCUCCAGAUCAUCGAAGGUCCUCUAACGAAUCCGAAAAGAUUGGAAGAAGCCAUCAAGGGAUCAAAGUUCAUGAAGCGCCUCUUCGCAUUCUACAGACCCUUCAAGUACAGGUUUUCCAUGAUUCCCAACACCAAACCGAACCAGCGCUACGUGCGAACUGGGUGUGCUCUGCUGCGUACAUUGAUGCAGAGCCCUGAAGGCACAAAAUACCUCGCCGACAACAAAUUGCUUAGGCAAAUUGCCGAGUGUCUCGCUCAAGUGGACCGGAUGAGUGGGCUCACUUCUUCCUCCCCCCUGUUCUCCCGCGAGCAGAUGGCCAACACGCUAAGUGGUGGCUAUUUUGCUCUGCUGGGUGUUCUGAGCGGCGAUCCCAAUGGACUUUCCAUGAUGGAAAGAUGGCAUAUGCACAAUAUGUUCUACCACAUCAUCGAACUCAACGAUCGAAGCGACCUAGUGCAGGCCCUUCUCGGGAACUUGGACUUUAGUCUCGAGAGCCACCUGAGAGUCCUCUUGUCCAAAGCCCUCACUGCUGGACCCAAAGAUAUUCGCCUCUUCGCAACGAAGCUUUUACGAAAAUAUGCUGUUGGUAACCAUAUUUCGUCGAAUAACGCAGGAAUUAGCAAUGUAGAUUGGGUGGUGAAGCUGCUCGUAACCCAGCUUUAUGAUCCCGACGUGGCUGUGUGCGAAGUUGCAGUGAAGAUCCUCGAGGAAGCGUGCAAUCAACGUGACUGUCUUGAAUAUGUGGUCAAAUGCCGGCCAUCCCUUGAUCACCUCGGCGAGAUCGGCGCUCCUCUUCUCCUCCGGUUUCUGUCAACCUCGGUGGGAUACCAUUAUCUCGAUGGGCUGGACUACAUCACGCAAGAGAUGGACGACUGGUUCCUAGGGAGAAAUGAUGCUUAUGUUGCCCUUGUGGAGGCAUCUCUGUCUCGAGCCUAUGUGGAUCACCCUCGUAGGAACAGUUUUGCUCCGGAAGACAUAGUAGAACUGCAGGAUAUUGGCGUGGUGCCACCACAUUUCUACAGGGAACUUGCCCGCACCGCCGAGGGUUGCAAACUUCUUGAGCAAUCCGGCCACUUUCAAGAAUUCUCAAACACAAUUCGUGAAUUCCGGUUGGAUGAAGAAGACCCGGAAACGCUUUUGAAAGUCAAGGGUUGUCUCUGGGCAGUGGGAAAUGUUGGCUCCAUGGAAUUGGGAGCUCCUUUUCUGGAGGAGACCGAGAUUGUCCAGCACAUUGUCAGAAUUGCCGAGAAAGCUGAAGUGAUCACGAUGAGAGGCACGGCUUUCUUCGUUCUUGGUCUGAUUUCACGCAGCCAGCAUGGCCUUGAGAUGCUGAUCGAGGCCGGUUGGGACGCCGUAGUCGACCAAAGAGGCGACUCUCUGGGGUUAUGUCUCCCUCGGGACCUGAGCAAGCUCUUCACUCUAUCCUUCCCCCCCUACGUUCGCGAUCAUGAACUCGAACGGACUUUUCGAGAGAAGUUCAAAGCGGCGACCUCUGAUCCAGAUCCUAUUAAGCAAAAGAUAUUGAAGUCGAUAGCCGAUAUGGGUAACACUGUCUUGUCCAAAAGAGCCGCAUCGGAACUUCAUAGCCUCAAAGCGAAGCAUCCCGAUUAUUUCCGCCAGGUCGACCUAUUCCGGAAGACGCUCACCAUUCUUGAGAGCCAACACUUCCGGCUGCCCGCUCGACGCUUCGCCUUGGAUCUGUUUGACAAGAGCGUGAUGAGACGAGUCGUCCUUGAGGAGGACUCUUGCUCCGAUUCAGACAGCACUUGA